UUGGACAGCCCUUUUACUGCGAACGAAUUUCACUGGGCUAUCAGUACCACGGCCUCUGGUAAAACACCGGGUCCAGACGGCUUACCCCUCGAGUAUUACAGGGUUGACUUGCCACUGUGGAGCCGUAUAAUGGAGGUGGUCUAUGCGGCGCAAUUCCAACGAGGACGAAUGACCAAGUUCCAGCGGCGAGCCCAAGUGUCGCUGCUAUACAAGAAAGGCGACCGCAAGCUCCCCAGUAAUUAUCGACCCAUUUCACUGUUGAAUGUGGACGCUAAGCUGGGGCCCAAAAUUCUGGCGCACCGUCUCGCGCUUAUACUGGACCGGCUUCUACACUCGGACCAG
Phytophthora sojae is the source of this 342-nucleotide messenger RNA. RefSeq lists its product as hypothetical. The annotation marks the transcript as partial. Lineage: Eukaryota; Oomycota; Peronosporomycetes; Peronosporales; Peronosporaceae. The record is from RefSeq and is a predicted model, not a curated record. The transcript has a single exon.